AUGUCGUGCUGCCCCUGGUUGGAUAUUGUUUUUUGCUCCUUUGCCCUGCUGCUGAGCAUUUGCGCGUUCUGCUUGCGCCCAGAUGACCGUCGUUUGGAGGUUUGCUGCCCAGGCUUCCGGGAAAAUCUCUCAGGCUCCAUGCACCGGCUGUUGAUAUUUUUGGACUGGAAUGAGUGGAUUUUGAUUCCUGUCAACACCAUUGCUGCGUUUGCGAUUUUCUUCUCAAACUUUGAGUGUGAGAGUGGAAAUAGCAGAUGUGCCAGUUCCAUGUUGCACGCCUUCACAUCUUCCCGCAUGCUUUGUGUCCUGCAAACGAUUGCUUUGACAAGCUUUGUGCUACAGCUGUUUGCCUCAGAAUUCCUGGUGGCGUGGACAGGGGUGUUCUACUUGCUGAAUCAUAUGUGUGUUUACCACAAGGAGUUUUUGCCACAGGCACAGCAGCUGAUCAUGGGCGUAUCGCAGCAGCACAGCUCCUCCUCUUCAAGUUGGACCUCGAUGUUCAACCCGAUCAGCAUGCGACAGUUCGAAGGGAACUUGAAUCUGCAAGAGUAUUGCUUGAUGUUGAGCACAUACGAUGAUCCCAAGCUCUUCAGAUACGUUAUUUUUUCCUCAGUUGAGGUGCCUGGAGGUGUAGUGCUUUUCUCACUAUUCAAUGGGACCACUUCCAACGUUCCAAGGAGCGAGUGGACGUGGCACUGCAGCGAGUCUGGCUGGCAUCGCUAUUAA
Durusdinium trenchii is the source of this 726-nucleotide messenger RNA. Lineage: Eukaryota; Dinophyceae; Suessiales; Symbiodiniaceae. The record is from the annotation of a GenBank genome assembly.